AUGAGUGAAGACACUGAUGGACUGGCAGAGCUGGCAGAGCUGGACUCUGAGCACAAUGCAGAGCUGGCUGACAUGGUGGCCGCCAUGAACGUGGCAUCCAACCGGAUGACCCCUCCCAACGGCCACCGAAGGCCCCUUGCACCAGCGCGCCGGAAGCUGUCAUUGUCAGACAGGAAGCUAUCAUUGCAGGAGCGAUCAACCCAGCCGCGAGAGGCUCGACAGCCCACCAUCGAGUCCAAGCGGGUGUCCAUUUCGGAUUCCCAGGAUUGUAUCCAGCUCAACCAAUACAAGUUGAAGGAUGAGAUUGGAAAGGGCUCAUAUGGUGUGGUGAGAUUAGCUUACAAUGAAGAUGAUGAACAAUACUAUGCAAUGAAAGUUUUUUCAAAAAAGAAGCUGAUGAAGAUGUGUGGAUUUCCUCGACGCCCCCCUCCUCGAGGAGCCAGCACAGAACAGGGACUGCCACCCAAACCCCUGGGGCCACUGGAGAGAGUCUACCAGGAGAUCGCCAUCUUGAAGAAGCUAGAUCACCUUAACAUUGUCCAUCUGGUGGAGGUUCUUGAUGAUCCUGCUGAAGACAAUCUCCACAUGGCCUUUGAGUUAAUGCCAAAAGGCCCAGUGAUGGAGGUGCCCUCAGACACUCCCUUCACAGAGGAACAAGCCCGCUUUUACUUCAGAGACAUCAUCCUGGGGAUUGAAUACUUGCACUACCAGAAGAUCAUCCACAGAGACAUCAAGCCUUCCAACCUGUUACUGGGAGACAAUGGGCAUGUGAAGAUUGCAGACUUUGGUGUCAGUAACCAGUUUGAGGGGAGUGAUGCUCUCCUGUCCAGUUCAGCAGGGACUCCAGCCUUCAUGGCCCCAGAGAUGAUGACUGAUCAUGAACAUAGCUUUACUGGCAAGGCCUUGGAUGUGUGGGCCAUGGGAGUCACCCUGUACUGCUUUGUCUAUGGAAAGUGCCCUUUCAUCGAUGAAUACAUCAUCGGCCUGCACAAUAAGAUCAGGAAUAGGCCUGUGGAGUUCCCAGACACGCCUGAAGUAUGCAAGGAGUUGAAGGAGCUUAUUAUAAGGAUGCUGGAUAAAAAUCCUGAUACAAGGAUCACCAUUCCGGAAAUCAAGGAGCACCCGUGGGUGACAGAGGAUGGCACUGACCUUCUACCCCUGGAGGAAGAACACUGCACUGUGGUGGAGGUGACUGAGGAGGAGGUUCAGAACUCCAUCAAACUCAUCCCCAGUCUGUCUGCUGUGAUCCUGGUGAAGUCCAUGCUGAGGAAGAGGUCCUUUAGUAACCCCUUUGAGUGUCACAACAGGAGAGCAGAGAGGUCUAUGUCUGCUCCAGGAGGUCUCCUUGCGGACUCUUGGGGGCGACUAGAAACCGAGGUUCAUCCUUCAUUGAGGAAAUCAAGCAGAGAAGGAGAGUUGGAUGGAAACGGAGAAGGAGAGUUGGAGGACCUUACUGAAGAUGAUGGUGCACUUGCAGAGGGCUGCUGUGACAUCUGCCAUGGCAGCCUCAGCAACAGGCUGAGCCAGCCAGGCCAAUGCAGAGGCCAAGUGGGACUCCCCCGGCCCAGCUAA
Molecule: messenger RNA, 1572 nt
Organism: Salvelinus fontinalis (brook trout)
Lineage: Eukaryota; Metazoa; Chordata; Actinopteri; Salmoniformes; Salmonidae
Product: calcium/calmodulin-dependent protein kinase kinase 1-like
Exons: 17
Coding region: 1-1572 (523 amino acids)
Biological process (GO): CAMKK-AMPK signaling cascade; protein phosphorylation; activation of protein kinase activity
Molecular function (GO): ATP binding; protein kinase activity
Source: RefSeq, a predicted model, not a curated record